Diceros bicornis minor is the source of this 4967-nucleotide messenger RNA. It is a transcript of the gene SHTN1, whose product is annotated as shootin 1. The transcript is spliced from 17 exons. The record is from RefSeq and is a predicted model, not a curated record. NCBI's taxonomy places the organism in Eukaryota, Metazoa, Chordata, Mammalia, Perissodactyla, Rhinocerotidae. Bases 195 to 2090 code for a protein of 631 amino acids.
GCGCCCGCUGUGUAGGUGCGUGGGGAUGAUCUCACACGCGCGCCCCGCGCCAGGAGGAGGAGGAGCGGGAGCAAAUCCAACUUCCGGGUAGUGAAGCCGCACGCCACCGGCAUCUUGCUUUUCCUUCCCCCCUCCCCCCGUUGUACCCCUCGUCUCUCCCUCCUUUCCUUUUAUUCCCGGCCCCACCUGCCAAAAUGAACAGCUCGGACGAGGAGAAGCAGCUGCAGCUCAUCACCAGUCUGAAGGAGCAAGCAAUAGGCGAAUAUGAAGACCUUAGAGCAGAGAACCAGAAAACAAAGGAGAAGUGUGACAGAAUUAGGCAAGAACGAGAUGAAGCUGUUAAAAAACUGGAGGAGUUUCAGAAAAUUUCUCACAUGGUUAUAGAGGAAGUUAAUUUUAUGCAGAACCAUCUUGAAAUAGAGAAGACUUGUCGAGAAAGUGCUGAAGCUUUGGCAACAAAGCUAAAUAAAGAAAAUAAAACAUUGAAAAGAAUCAGCAUGUUAUACAUGGCCAAGCUGGGACCAGAUGUAAUAACUGAAGAGAUAAACAUUGAUGAUGAAGAUUCAACUAUGGAUCCAGACGGUGCUGCUGAGACUUGUGUCUCGGUCCAGUGUCAGAAGCAAAUCAAAGAACUUCGAGAUCAAAUUGUAUCUGUUCAGGAGGAAAAGAAGAUGUUAGCCAUUGAACUGGAAAAUCUCAAGAGCAAACUUGUAGAAGUAAUUGAAGAAGUAAAUAAAGUUAAACAAGAAAAAGAUGUUUUAAAUUCAGAAGUUCUUGAACAGAGAAAAGUCUUAGAAAAAUGCAAUAGAGUGUCCAUGCUAGCAGUAGAAGAGUAUGAGGAAAUGCAGGUAAACUUGGAACUAGAGAAGGACCUUCGAAAGAAAGCAGAGUCAUUUGCACAAGAGAUGUUCAUUGAACAAAACAAGCUCAAGAGACAAAGCCACCUUCUGCUUCAGAGCUCUGCUCCUGACCAGCAGCUUUCGAAAGCUUUAGAUGAAAACGCAAAACUUACCCAGCUGCUUGAAGAAGAGAGAAUUCAGCAUCAACAAAAGGUCAAAGAAUUACAGGAGCAGCUAGAAAAUGAAGCACUCCACAAAGAGAUCCACAACCUCAAACAGCAGCUGGAGCUUCUAGAAGAAGAUAAAAAAGAAUUGGAACUGAAGUAUCAGAGUUCUGAAGAGAAAGCCAGAAAUUUAAAGCAUUCCGUUGAUGAACUCCAGAAACGGGUGAACCAGUCUGAGAAUUCAGUGCCUCCACCUCCUCCUCCUCCACCACCGCUUCCCCCUCCUCCUCCCAAUCCUAUCCGCUCCCUCAUGUCCAUGAUCCGGAAGCGAUCCCACCCCAGCGGCAGUGGUGCUAAGAAAGAAAAGGCAGCUCAACCAGAAACAACUGAAGAAGUCACAGAUCUGAAGAGGCAAGCAGUGGAGGAGAUGAUGGAUAGAAUUAAAAAGGGAGUUCAUCUUAGACCAGUUAAUCAGACAGACAGACCGAAGGCAAAGCCAGAAUCUUCAAAAGGCUCUGAAAGUGCAGUGAAUGAACUAAAAGGAAUACUGGGGACACUUAACAAAUCCACUAGUUCAAGAAGCUUAAAAUCCCUUGACACUGAAAACAGUGAAACUGAGUUAGAAAGGAUUUUGCGUCGCAGAAAGGUGACAGCAGAAGCAGAUAGCAGUAGUCCAACCGGGAUAUUAGCCACCUCAGAGUCCAAAUCCAUGCCAGUGUUGGGUUCUGUAUCCAGUGUAACAAAAACAGCCUUGAACAAGAAAACUCUGGAGGCAGAAUUCAACAGCCCGUCCCCCCCAACACCUGAGCCAGGUGAAGGGUCGUGUAAAUUGGAAGGAAGCACAAGUUCCAAGGUUACAUUUCAGCCUCCCAGUAACACUGGAUGCAGGAGACGAUAUAUUGGCAGUGAAAAACAAGCUGAACCAGUUGUAGUUUUAGAUCCUGUUUCCACAUGUGAACCCCAAACCAAAGACCAGGUCGCUGAAAAAGAUUCAACUCAACGCAAGGAUGAUGAAGGCGAAAUUAAGCCAGAAUACAAAGAAGACAGUGCUGAAAAAAUAAGAGACACAGACAGCUCCAGCUGCUGAUCCAUAAACCAGAAGGCUGACAUGUUUAUAAGUUUUUUCAAUAAGCACAUGAUUAGUUUUGGUGUAUUGGCAAGGGCUAUAGACAUUCUGUUCUUGUCACUGUAUUCAGAACACUAGUCCAGGAUAUGGGUUCUUUUCUGAUGUCACUUUUGUAAGUAGUUCACCUAUAUAUAUAUAUACACAUAAGUAAGCUGUUUAGCAAAAUACACAUUCUGUGUAGGGAUUUUUUUUUUUUAAUCUUUAUAGGGAUAAGAUUUUUUCCUAAUUACUGUAUUAAGCGUGACUUCUUUCAGAAGGCUACAAAAAAAUUCAGAUGUUGAUAUCUUUUUAGGUAAUGUGCAUACCACUGAUCAAAUGUAAUGCUGAAAGUUUGCAGUGCUUGUGGAUAAACAGAAUCGACCAACGUGAGAUGAUUUAAAAAGCCCCUAAAGAAGCUUCUGUUUUGGUUCUGAUCCUCUUGAUGGAGAAACUGCAGUAGUAUGAAAAUUGUUAGGCACUGUGGCAUACAAAUUACUUUCCAGGAUAUACUGAGAUAAGCUUACAAUUCAGGAGCUGGCACCAAACUUGUAGUCCGAUAGUCACUGUUAGUUACACAUAUUGUUAACUAUGAAAUGAACAAUACAUGCUACUGAUUGUGUCUGGAGCUCCCCAGGGACUCUGGUGGGAAUGCUCUGGUGGCCUGAAUGCGGAAUUGAGGUGCAAGUCCAAACCUGGAAUUUCAUAGAGCAUUGUCUUGGUAAACCAUGUGCUCCGUGCUAUGAGGUAAUUGUGUUUUCUCACAUACUAAUGUGGAACAAGUACCAUAUUUUAUCACAGUUCUUACGUACAGUGAAGAUAAGUGACAAGCACACGAUUUUCUUGCUUCACUGCUGUUCUACAUUACACAGGUUUGUUGUUUUGCUUUUUUUAAAGAAAUUAAGUGGUAGUUAGUCUCUAAAAAUACAAUGUUUCAGUCUACCACAGUGAAUGAAUAGAAAUGUAAUCAGGGAUUUAAAAAAAAACUUAUGCAGCUUUUCAAAGUUGAUUGUUUCAAAAUUGGUGUUUAUUUAAAAUAAGUGGUAAUGUAUUUGAAUGCAUUUUUUUAUGACAAUGAUUCAGUAAUGGUAAUUUUACUAUUAAAGAAAGUGAAAGGUUUAGUUUUGUUAGCAUGGCUCAGCAUGUAGCUGUCAGGUGUUUCUCACCUAAGGGCAAAAGAACAUGAUAGUGAUAAUUGCAGUAGCCGUAUUGUAUUUUACUUUUGCACGUGUGCUAAGCAUAGGCUUGAAGAGGUGGGUAGGCAGGUAAAUGUACUUCCUAAAUUUGGAAAUAAUUAUCUUUCCAUAGGUUCAUUAUGCCUGACUGUUUCCAUGUUCUUCCAGUGAUGAUUUUACAGUUACUAAUCACUUUACUCAUGGGGAAUUAAAGUGUAAUGUUUUUCAACUGUAAUUUUCCCUAAUUGAAUAAUACUGCUAUAUGAUAUAGAAACGACAAACUGCAUUAAUUCACUUAAAUGAGUUCUGUUAUGCUGUGAUUUGAACUCUCCUCACCACACUUAUUAAAAAGCACCAACAGUUUCCCAUUAAAGGUCAGUUGUGGUUAUUGACGUUUUUGGUUUAGUUCCCCAAACUUGACAUUCUUUAAUAAGAAAAUUGUAUGAGUUGAUAACUUUAUUAAUUUUUAAUAAUCCACAAAAUGGUUUAUUUUGAGGAAUUUUAUUACGUGUUUCUUCGUGUUCUCCUCCUUCCUGUGUCUGUCAUCAGUUGGCUGGCAUGUGUCUUACACACAUUUAGGAAUAUAAAGAUAUGUACACUUGUCAUUCCAUAUUUCAUCACACACAUCAACAGAAUAAUGCAGUUAUAAAAAUACUCUCAUUUUCAGGGUAAGAAGUUAAUCAUUUGGUGAGAUGUGUUAGCUGGACCAGGCAACAAUUAGUAACUGGUAUUUUGAAAGUGUUCCUGCAUUUCUAAGCUGCCUACUUUCCUUCACCAUGAUCACAAAGCAUCUAAAAUUAAUUUGGUAAAAAGGUAUUUGAUGUAGGAUUUUACUCACCUUUUUCUACCUGCAAUUUUUCCCAUUUUACAUCAGUUUUGAGGAAUUUUGCCCCUGCUGGGGUGCCAUUGUCAACAAGCAGUUAGUCUGGGAUGGGAAGACACAGGAAGACUAGUGCUUGUACCUUCAAGGUGUGUUCUUAGCUAUUUGCACAAAAAAAAAUAGAUAUCCAACUUACACUGUUUUAAAGUUGGAAGAGACUGCCAUCCUUAUAUUUUUUCUCUAAAAAAUUACUUAUUCUUCCUUCUGUUUUAGAAAUAUGAAUUAUGUCUCAUCUGUUACAGUUUUAUAACUAAUGUUGAUGCAUUUUUAUUGCCAGAGAGAGGCAAAAGAAUAGACAUACUUUGUGCUCUUGCUGUUAAAGAAAAUGUCUCCCUUCUUUUCUGAAGGAAUAAGAAUUUAAUUAAAAUUCUAUCUGAACUAGUCUCAGAUAAACUCACCCACAGUAGUUUCAGCGGUUGAUUGGUCCUGUGAACAUUGUGAUUGGCAGGGGUCGACAGGGCUGUAAUCACCCAGCCUCGUUGGGCCUGAGUUAAAAGGAUGCACGUUUUGGCUCUGGAUACUCACCAGUGAUUCCUCCUUCCUUACCUUCUUUGUUAACAGUAAAAUGUUUGUUGGAAAUGGAGUAGUGCAGCUAAAAAUUGUUAAUUAUCUUUCCAGACCAUUUUUAGGUGGUGUGUCAGAUAAAUGAUACUCCAUAUCACAGAAUCUUAAAAACAAAGUUUGGAUGAUUUUUCUAAAUGCAUACCUUCAGUCAACCUAUAUUUGUUAUGGUUUUUAAACACCUAUUGAAUGCUAUUGUAUAAAUAAUUGGGAAUUUAAUUACUUUAAGAAUAUUUAUUCACUCAC